Asparagus officinalis (garden asparagus) is the source of this 1384-nucleotide messenger RNA. RefSeq lists its product as uncharacterized. NCBI's taxonomy places the organism in Eukaryota, Viridiplantae, Streptophyta, Magnoliopsida, Asparagales, Asparagaceae. The record is from RefSeq and is a predicted model, not a curated record. The coding region runs from base 161 to 1225 and encodes 354 amino acids. The transcript has 3 exons.
UCUUUUUGUCUCUUCCCAAGACCUUCCCUUCAAAAUCCAGUUACUAUAUCUGUCACCAGAUCCAACAAAAACCAAUCCCUUCAAGGCUUUUCGGUUUGUCUUGUGCUUAAUUCUCCUCCCUCAAAAAUUUUCUCCUGUGCCAUCAUUGCCAUUGAAGUUCAUGGGUCCAAAGAGCCAGAAACAGAGUCAGGUUUGGUGUGUGCAGCCUCUAACACCGUUAAUGGAGGGUCCCGACCCUGGAGCACAGGGUGAAUCCAGAGCCAAGAAGGAGAAAUCCUGGGAAGUGAUCCGAACUUGGGUUCGGUCGCAAUCUGGAAGUCACUUACAUUCGUUGAAGGGAUUGGAUUUGAGGCUGGUUCUCGGAGUUCUCGGAUCUCCACUUGCUCCAGUUCCCUGGCCUUCUGAUCAGCCGACUCACCCCUUUACUCUGGGAAACACCCUCAAUGACAGCCCAAUAGAAACUUUAUCGGCUAGGUACAUAAUUCAUCAGUACCUAGCAGCUACCAGUUGCAUGAAACUGCAGUUUAAAAAGAGUAUGUAUGCGGCUGGAAGCGUGAAAAUGGUUCGGUGCGAGACAGAGAACGGGUCGGGGAGGGUCGAUCAGAGGAGAUCUGAGCCGCCUGGAAAAUGUAGUGGUUGGGGAGGAAACGGCUCUGCUUCGCCGUUGAGUGGACAGAUGUCGCAGGAGUGGCUUACUUACUCGAGGUUUACAAUUUUGCAAAUGAAAACACAGGGCUUGGAUCCAAAGAGCACGGCGAGCAUGUUCACAAAAGCCCAGUGCCUAGGGGAGAAACGCGUCAACAACGACAACUGCUUCGUCCUCAAAGUAUCCGCGGACCGAGCAGCCGUCGCGGAGCGCAGCGAUGCCCACGCCGAAGUCAUCCGUCACGUCCUCUACGGCUACUUCAGCCAGCGAAGCGGUCUACUCAUCUACAUCGAGGACUCGCACCUGACUCGAGUCCAGACCCCGGGAUCCGACGCCAGUUACUGGGAGACGACCAUCGGGACCACGAUCGAGGACUACCGAGGGGUCGACGGAGUGCUUGUUGCACAUAGAGGGAAGACGGUGGCGACGGUGUUUCGGUUUGGAGAGGGGUCGGGGAGUAGGAGUAGGACGAGGAUGGAGGAGGAGUGGAGGAUUGAGGAUGUGGUGUUUAAUGUCCCUGGGUUGUCUGUUGAUUGUUUUAUCCCGCCUACCGAGAUUUUGGGCGUGGUUAAUGGUUGAGGGGUGGGACGAAUGGUUAAAAGAAGAGGGGGUUGUGUUUGUAAAUGGCAAUGCUUGGGUUAAUUAGUGAGGAGAAGAGACUGGGAUGCACGUUUGUGUAUAAGCCCAGCGAGUGUCUAAUUUUGAUAAUAUGCUACAGUCAGUUCAUUUGCCUCUUUA